Messenger RNA from Dacryopinax primogenitus, 1976 nucleotides. RefSeq lists its product as uncharacterized. Gene Ontology annotation, cellular component: cytosol. The record is from RefSeq and is a predicted model, not a curated record. The coding region runs from base 111 to 1910 and encodes 599 amino acids. Gene Ontology annotation, biological process: nucleotide catabolic process. Gene Ontology annotation, molecular function: hydrolase activity. The transcript is spliced from 11 exons. NCBI's taxonomy places the organism in Eukaryota, Fungi, Basidiomycota, Dacrymycetes, Dacrymycetales, Dacrymycetaceae.
CAUCAACGUUAUCUGUUCCGAACCGAUCAAUCGUAUCAGCCGAGCACUCCUAUCACCACUCAGUCAAAUACCCCUCGCACGCCUCCUAUCACUCUCAUUCCUCUCACACCAUGAUGCACCUCCUCCUGCUCCUUACCUCCCUCAUUGUCGUACGGGCAUCGCAGCCAGGAGCGACACAAAGCAGCGCUUGGCCUGCUCGUCCACUCGUUUGGGGCGAUGUGAACUUCCUGUUCACGACUGAUACGCAUGGAUGGCUGAUGGGACACACUAAAUCUGGUCCUCCCGAACCGAACUACAGUGCCGACUUUGGCGACUUCCUCUCCUUCACGACGCACAUGAAAUCCCUCGCUGCGGAGAAAGGCGUCGACCUCCUCUUGAUCGAUUCUGGGGACUUGCAUGAUGGCACUGGGCUGACGGACGGCGCUCCCCCCGGACAGCCGAAUGCGCACGAGUCUAACAAGUUUAUUAUGCGCUUGCCGUAUGAUGUGCUCACUCCUGGAAAUCAUGAGCUAUAUCAGUAUGCGAGCGCCCUGGACACGUACAAGAGCUUCGUACCCCACUGGUCUGGAAAAUAUAUCUCCUCCAACGUCCACCUCACUCUGCCUAACACGACCAAUUUGAUCCCUUUCGGUUCCCCUUAUCGCAAGUUCUUGACUACCCAAGGGCGACGCGUCACCGCAUUUGGUGUCUUGUUCCACUUCACUAUGAACGCUCGCGGUACGCAAGUCCAAAGCGUCGAAGAGCUGGUCGAACAGCCAUGGUUCGCGCAAGCGGUAGAAGAAGAGCCAGACAUGUUCGUGGUAGCCGGCCAUAUGCCCGUGCAUAUGGAAGAAGACCCGGAGGUGAACGUCAACGAUUGGCCGAUAGUGUACUAUGCUAUUCGGCAAAGACAUCCGGAGACGGCAAUAUUCAUUUUUGGGGGACAUUCGCAUAAGCGGAACUGUACGGUCAUGGAUGAGCACGCGAUUGCCAUCCAGGGAGGAAGGUAUAUGGAGACUGUUGGCUGGUUGAGCGCCAACCUGACUGAAGGUGGAGGGUACACGCGCCGCUACCUAGAUACGAACCGGAACACCUAUCAGUAUCACACCGGCACGGAUGAGGAGGACUUUGACACCCUUGAGGGAAUUGAACUUACGCAAUAUAUCACCCAGCUGGCGGAUGUGUGGAACUUGCAUGAAGUGUUUGGGUAUGCGCCACAGGACUGGUAUCUAGACAGGGUGGAAUUCCCGCACAAGAACUCGGUUCUCACGCUAUUCUUGAACGACGUCCUGCCCACUGUUUUGCGACUUGGUGCUCCUGAACGAUCCAACAUCCCCCUGUUGGCGAUCUUCAACCGCGGCAGCAUACGGUACGAUAUCUAUCAGGGACCGUUUACGAGAAACGAUCAGUACACGGUUAUGCCGUUCAAGAAUCAGUUCUUCUAUGUCACCGUACCCUGGGCAGUCGGCCGGCGCGUGGUGGAUGAAGCAAACAAGAAACGAGAAGACCAGGCACGGCUGCGUGAUGCAAUGAGGAUGGCAAUGCCUUCCCUCCCCCAGCCUUCGGAGGUGCCGUUCCCGCUUCCUGGGGCGCAGACGGUACUGGGAGGUCCGAAGGAGCCUAAGGAAGACGAACCCCUCACCCUGGGCUACGUGACGCAAGAUCUCUGCGAAGGCUACGCCGACGACACUCCCCACCUCUCAAUCGGCGGUCUCGACAGAGCAGACGAUUUCCACAGUUCCCCUCCUCUCCCCAUUUCAGACGAUACGCUUAUGGACGUCGUCUUCCCCAGUUUCGUUGCACAACCCAUAGUGGACGCGCUGAAUCGUCUCUUCCCAGGGCAGAACUACACCGUCGCGGGGCUGGAGAAGUACAUGAAGUGGGGGAGUGAGGAUGUGUUUGAGGUGUAUGCGAGGGAGAAGUGGAAUUAAGGCCGAGAAUUUCAUGGGGGUCUGGCGCAGUUGUAUAGUAAGGAUUCAUACCAUCAAAUAUGCGAU